Messenger RNA from Annulohypoxylon maeteangense, 1262 nucleotides. RefSeq lists its product as uncharacterized. NCBI's taxonomy places the organism in Eukaryota, Fungi, Ascomycota, Sordariomycetes, Xylariales, Hypoxylaceae. The transcript has a single exon. The record is from RefSeq and is a predicted model, not a curated record. The coding region runs from base 225 to 1160 and encodes 311 amino acids.
CGCUAAAGGACAGUUUAUAAACUACUUUUCUUUUCUCUAGCAUUCGAGAAAAAUCCCUUUAUCUCCAUCUUGACCGAAAUACUCUCACGCUACCAUCCCAGGCGCCUUGCGCGUGGUCAUCCUUUACGCCCUUUCAUUCUCAUGACAUUGUUUUAGCUUUACGUGUUCACAACCUCUGUAUUAUAAUCGUCUAAUCUAUUAGAUUUCUUUAUAAGCCACCCAUUAUGACGACAACGGUGUCAUCAUCAGCACUUGGUGCUAGUGAACAGUUCUUUCUAUCUAGUCUCAACGCUCCCAUCACUGGGCAACAAGAUAGCCAGGACCAGAUUUCGAGCUUUGGGCAAGGUGCCUUUAAAAACGAUCGAAUUCGCAGACCUACGCGAGUCAAUAAAUCUCGCAUUCGACGCCACAAGCCUCUUCCUUCACGUUCAUCAUGGGGGUACGGUGACGAGGACGACCGCCGUUUGGCGGCUGACCCCUCCGUCAUCCUGCCUAGCGACCGAAGACCUAAGAAGCCUCGACUCGAACGUCAAGAAGCCUUUCGUGAGCCAAACACGCAGUUCUACCAUUCCGAUAUAGUCGACGACGACGCAGAGCUAUACAAGCUAGGUCUUCUGUACGACGAUGAACACGUGCGCGGAUCCCGUUUUAGCUUGGACACCAUUGUUCACUCGGAUCCCGUAUACUCGGUCCGCCCAGCGAAACGAGCCAGGAAGCAGCGUCAGGAUACAUCUUACCUGCACCUGGACCUAUCUUUUGCCUCCCUAGGUUCGGACUCGGAUCUUCAACAUUACCUAGUCCCCGAACUGGCCUUACUCACCCCACCUCCCGAAGACGCCCCAGUAAACGAGGGGCGUCGCGGGAAUGACAUCACACCGGCGCGCUCCUACAGGGACGCCGUCAUGGCAACCAUCCCAGAGCUCCCGGAGAGCUCGAUCCACUCAUUAGACGCGCUCAUCGCGGAGAAAACCUGGUUUCCCGAAUUAAUCCCCGACAUAGAGACGGACAUCGAAGAAGACGAAGAAGAUGGACAGGACUGGGCGUUACUAGAUAACGCAGAUGUCCUAAGCACCACUGACACCGAUGCUCUGACGGAAGACACCGCGGACGCGACCUCGGCUACCGGCGAAGCCUGGAUUGUGCUGGGUGACGGCUCGUAGCAGAUCCGCAUCAGAGACCCCCGAAUGCCCCCUCGGGUCUCGGCUGUUAGAUCGCAGCGUUCGUCUGCGCGGAUUGGCCCUCUUUUACCCCAGCACACCAGG